Messenger RNA from Octopus sinensis (East Asian common octopus), 1518 nucleotides. RefSeq names its product gastrula zinc finger protein XlCGF71.1. The record is from RefSeq and is a predicted model, not a curated record. Gene Ontology annotation, molecular function: DNA-binding transcription factor activity, RNA polymerase II-specific; RNA polymerase II cis-regulatory region sequence-specific DNA binding. The transcript is spliced from 2 exons. Gene Ontology annotation, biological process: regulation of transcription by RNA polymerase II. The coding region runs from base 520 to 1353 and encodes 277 amino acids. Lineage: Eukaryota; Metazoa; Mollusca; Cephalopoda; Octopoda; Octopodidae. Gene Ontology annotation, cellular component: nucleus.
AGUGGUCUCUUCACAGAGAGAUGUAAAUAUCACAAUCAACCAUUGAAUUAUUUUCCUUGCAUUUUCUUUUACUUCGUUUUGAGUUUAUUUAUCUACGACUAGAUUAUCUAAUGAGUCGUUAUAUUUCAUAACAAAAGACAGAGAUUUGGCUGUUAAUUCUUGCAGUUAUCCGUCGUGCUCCAUUACAACUCAAAAGUCAAAGAAUGUCAAUUUCACCAGGAUCUCUGCUACCAGUCAUCUAUGGAUCUUCUGUAGUUUUAGCCUACAUAGCUUCCUUUAAUUGUAUUUACAUUUCUUAAUGUAAAAAUAGAAACCCUUUUAUCUUUCAACAGUCUGUGUGCCACUGCAUAAGGCCCCAAUCAACCUCAGAAUUCUAGUGGUAAGGAGAAAAUACAGCAACAUUGCAUAUUUUCUACACAUGUAAAUAGAGUUUCAGGAUAUCCAAGAGAAGAAGCUAAAACAUUUUAGGUUAUACUCAGAGACAUUUUUUCAACUUUUAAGAAUUUCUUAAGAAUUAAUAUGGAGGACGUUAAUCGUUCGGAUACAUCCAACACAACUCUUCUUAACAACAAAGGUUCAGUUACACAGACAUUCAGUGGAGAGAAAGCUUUACCUAUCGGGACAUUGACAAUACAACAAUUAUUACAAAGGAACAUUCCUGAAUAUCGCUGUGAGAUUUGUAGGGAAACUUUCCCUUCAGAAUAUGAUGUCAUUACACACAAGCAAAUACACAGUAGGAAAAAACCGUAUUGUUGCGAAGUCUGUGGCAAAUAUUUUGUAUCUAACAGUAAAUUAACCAGACACAAACGACAACAUACUGGGGAAAGGCCCUAUCAUUGUGAAAUUUGUGCAAAGUCGUUUGUUGAUAACGGAGGUUUAAACAGGCACAAAAGGAUCCAUGCUGAGGACAAACAUUAUCGUUGUGAAGUGUGUGAGAAAUCUUUUGUUUAUAACAGUGACUUAACAAAACACAAACGUAGUCACACCGGAGAAAAACCGUUUCACUGUGAAAUUUGUGGCAAAUCAUUCUCUGAUAAUUCGAGUCUUGUCAUUCAUGUCCGGUGCCACACCGGAGAGAAACCGUUCCACUGUGAAAUAUGCGGCAAGUGUUUCAGUGAAAAUUCUAAGCUUACAAUCCACAUUCGUAGUCAUACGGGAGAAAAACCAUUUCCUUGCGAAAUCUGUGGCAAGUCUUUCUCUGUUAAUUCUCAUCUUGUAGUCCACCGGAAAAUUCACACUGGGGAAAAACCGUAUCUCUGUGAGUAUUGUGGGAAAUCCUUUAUCACGAACAGUCACUUAAAAACUCACAAAUUAAAACACACAGGGGGGAAACCAUUGAAACGUGAAGUGUGAGAACAUUUAAUCAAGGUGGAAUGGGUCAGAAUUCAUUCUCUUUCAACUUUCAUCUUGGAGUCUAUAAAUUUGCUUCUUGUUUCAGAGGAGCCCUUUCACUACAAUAUGAAAAUUUCUUAAUUGUGAAUUAUAAACUUGGGUUGAUAAAUAAGUAUAAACUGAAUG